Messenger RNA from Coniosporium apollinis CBS 100218, 1326 nucleotides. RefSeq lists its product as uncharacterized. Gene Ontology annotation, biological process: ubiquitin-dependent protein catabolic process. The transcript is spliced from 5 exons. The coding region runs from base 1 to 1326 and encodes 441 amino acids. Gene Ontology annotation, molecular function: ubiquitin conjugating enzyme binding; ubiquitin binding. Gene Ontology annotation, cellular component: cytoplasm. The record is from RefSeq and is a predicted model, not a curated record. Lineage: Eukaryota; Fungi; Ascomycota; Dothideomycetes.
AUGUCUGAGAAAACAACUGCGGACAAACCUUCCUCCAAGAUCGGCCUCACAACCGGCGCAGAGUCUCCGACAACAGCGCGCGAGCUCGACUUUGACGACGAACCGCAAGAGACUGGCACCAGCGCCCUUCGCGAGACCGCCGCUUCACCUUCACCGAGACGAAGACCAAGAGUCAGCUUCCAGGACGAGGAGACACCCCCGCCGAAACCACCGCGACCCAUGAGUCCUCAGGCACAAGCAGAGGCGACCUUGAUCGAGGCUUUCCCAGCCGUUGAUCCCAAGGUUGUCAAGGCGGUGUUGCUGGCAAGCAACGGCAAGGUUGAGCCGGCGUUCAAUGCUCUGCUGAGCAUGUCAGAUCCAGACUUCCAGCAAGAAGAAGCUCCCCCACCACAGCCUCCACGACCGACACCAGCACAGCGACAGCUGGAGUCGGACGAGAUGUAUGCGCGGCAGCUUGCGGAACAUUAUCAGAAGACACAGGGACCUCCAGGUUAUGGCUCUCGCGAGAGGGGCAAUCCUCCACUCCCACGGCAGAAGAGAGAGACGGGACUGAAGCCUAAUGAGCUAUACGACAAGGAGCACAGCUUCUUUGACGAUGACCUACCAGUGAUCAAGGAAAAUCUGCGCAAAGGCUUCAUCGAGACACAAACAACAGUCAACAAAUGGAUCACCGACUUCCGCAAGAAAAUCGAAGGCGAGGACGAAGAAGACGAAGACCUCUACUCCAGCCGACCCAGCGCAUCGAACCGGCGUCAACACUUCGGACCCUCACAAUCACAGCAGCUUUACGGCAUCAGGAAGAGCGCCGAGGCAGCCCGACGGAGCGGCGACCGCGAACGCUACGACGCCGACCACCGCGUCCUGGGCGACGAUUUCACAGCACUGGAACUCAGGGACGACGAAUCAUCCUCGCACAACCACUCAAACCGUCCAUCAGCCAAUCCCAACCUCUUCAAACCCACCCCCGUCGCCCCGCAAUCCGGCCCCGUGGAUGAAGUCGACGCGCUCUACUACUCUUCGAACCCGUCGAACCCGUCGAACCCGUCGAACCGACAACCCUCGCCCAACGCAAACAAGGCCAAGAAGUGGCAGCCGCUUACCUCGGUGGCGCCGCACCCGGAGGGCGACGACAACGAUCCGUUUAGUCUUGGUGAUAGUGACGAUGAGGAUGCGAAGAGGGAUAUGAGGGCGGAGGAUACGGCGAGAUUGAAGAGUGCGGCGUCGGCGUCGGAGGUACCGCCGCCCAAGGGGGAUACGCUAAGGCCGGCGGAGAGGUCAGGGAGUAAGGACAAGGAGAUGGAGGAGUUGCUGGUGGGGAAGUCGUAG